This is a messenger RNA of Hippocampus zosterae (dwarf seahorse), 3862 nucleotides long. Its product is annotated as cannabinoid receptor type 1A. The record is from RefSeq and is a predicted model, not a curated record. Bases 404 to 1810 code for a protein of 468 amino acids. NCBI's taxonomy places the organism in Eukaryota, Metazoa, Chordata, Actinopteri, Syngnathiformes, Syngnathidae. Gene Ontology annotation, cellular component: membrane. Gene Ontology annotation, molecular function: cannabinoid receptor activity. The transcript is spliced from 2 exons. Gene Ontology annotation, biological process: G protein-coupled receptor signaling pathway.
GCGGGGCCGGCGGCCAGCUGGAAAAGUGGAUGCAGGCACGUGACGUGGCUUAGAGGGAGCGACGCCUUAUAAAAAGUGUGAGGAGUGUGUGGAGAGCACAGAGCGUCUGGAGGAGCUGCGCUCGCAUCCUCCCGACAGGAGAACCAAUUCCGCGCGCGACACAAAAACUAGCAAUUUGUCUGGAGAAUUUGCGUGAAAAAAAAAUGGCAACCAAGCUUCAUUUGUAUUAAAUCACCCAGUUGUUUUUUUUUGUUGUCUCUUUUGUUUCUGAAAGCAUCGAGGAGGCUGGAUGUUGCGCUUCUGGCUUGGAUUAACGCGCAAAAGAUAAAGGGCGGAUCUGCGCGCUGGAAGGAAUUAUGUAAGGUUGGCGUGAGCUUGCAGCCCUCCCCUCUCUCACAGCAACAUGCAGUCCGUGCUGGACGCUGUGGCCGACACCACCUUCCGGACUAUCACCUCCGGUUUACAGUACCUGGGCUCCAACGACGCCAACUACGACGAGGCCGUCAGCCAAGUGGACUUGAAGGGCGUGUUCUCCCUGCAGAAGCCCUUGUCCUCCUUCCGCAGUAACGCCUUCCCCGAUAAGAUCCCCCCUGACGAGGAGCUGAUCCUGAGGGGAUUCUACCCCACCAAUGCCACGGAGCUCCUGUCCAACCGCAGCGGCGCCUUCCCGGACGAGGGCGGUAACAUACAAUGCGGGGAGAACUUCAUGGACAUGGAGUGCUUCAUGAUCCUGACGCCCAGUCAGCAGCUGGCCGUGGCGGUCAUGUCGCUCACGCUGGGGACCUUCACCGUCCUGGAGAACCUGGUGGUGCUGUGCGUGAUCCUGCAGUCGCGCACCCUCCGCUGCAGGCCCUCCUACCACUUCAUCGGCAGCCUGGCCGUGGCCGACCUGCUGGGCAGCGUCAUCUUCGUCUACAGCUUCUUGGACUUUCACGUGUUCCACCGCAAGGACAGCCCCAACGUGUUCCUCUUCAAGCUGGGCGGGGUGACGGCGUCGUUCACCGCCUCCGUCGGCAGCCUCUUCCUCACCGCCAUCGACCGCUACAUCUCCAUCCACCGGCCGUUGGCCUACAGGCGCAUCGUGACCCGGACCAAAGCGGUCAUCGCCUUUUGCAUGAUGUGGACCGUCUCCAUCGUCAUCGCCGUGCUACCUCUGCUGGGCUGGAACUGUAAGCGCCUCAAGUCCGUGUGCUCCGACAUAUUCCCCCUCAUCGACGAGAACUACCUGCUCUUCUGGAUCGGGGUGACCAGCGUGCUGGUUCUUUUCAUCAUCUACGCCUACAUCUACAUCCUUUGGAAAGCGCACCACCACGCCGUGCGCAUGCUGAGCCGCACCUCGCAGAAGAGCCUGGUGGUGUACUCGGCGGACGGCACCAAGGUUCAAAGCGCGCGCCCCGAGCAGGCCCGCAUGGACAUCCGCCUGGCCAAGACUCUGGUGCUCAUCCUGGCGGUGCUGGUCAUCUGCUGGGGUCCCGUGUUGGCCAUCAUGGUCUACGACCUCUUCUGGAGGAUGGACGACGACAUCAAGACUGUGUUUGCGUUCUGCAGCAUGCUCUGCCUGCUCAACUCCACCGUCAACCCCAUCAUCUACGCGCUGAGGAGCAAGGACCUGAGGCACGCCUUCCUCAGCUCGUGCCACGCCUGCCGCGGCAGCGGCCAGCAGCUGGACAACAGCCUCGAGUCGGACUGCCAGAACCGCAACGCCAACAUCUCGGCCAACAGGGCCGCCGAGAGCUGCGUGAAGACCACUGUGAAAAUAGCCAAAGUAACAAUGUCGGUGUCCACGGAGACUUCGGCGGAAGCCGUGUAAUUGGCUGGAGGAAAGUCGGUACAUGUCACGUUUCUUGUCAUUCUACGUAAUGAAGCGGAUUUGGGGUGGGGAGGAGGAGAAAACAAAAAGACAAUUUAGUCAGUUUACGUUGUGGAGCAGAAAAGCCAAACAAAUCCUUCGUUUUAGGACACGAGCAUGAAAUUUGGCAGGGUUGCCUUUAAAAAUAAAAAGUGUGAGCCAACCUGUUUGCUUUACUAUUUCUCACUUCAAAUGGGAGAGUAGUUCUGGCCUUUCUCCAAGAUGGCCGCCAAAAUUUACCUUGGCUCAAAAAAAAGGUUGGGAAGCACUAAUUUACAGAGUAUGUUCAUACCAAGUUUCCUGCUCCAUUCAUCUCUUUAUUAAUUAAAUGAUUCUGCCCCCCCCUUCCACACACCCCCCCCCGCCAAAAAAUUCACAUCUACCUGCUCCAUUGCCAGUGUGUGAGCACAACGCGUGCCCAAGUGCCAAAUGGUAUUACAAGGUCGCAUUAACUGACUGGAAGGAAUUCUUCAGUUGACUUUCAUGAUAGUCCAAUUAGUGAAUGCAUUUUAUAUUUUUGUACCGUGACUUCAGGUUUUCAAAAACAAUGUAUCGUCACGUUGGGAACAAGGGGCUACUGACAUUUUCAAUUCCACACGUCUUACUGUGUGCCAUUUUUCACCAUGAAUAACAAGAAACCUUCUCUCUUUCCGUCUCCUCUCUUUCUCUCUCUCUCUCACCUUGACUUUCUCACAGAAUUUCGUGACCAGACAUUUUCUCUUAGAAUUAGAACGGGUCACUUUUUAUACUUCUGACAACACUCAGUGAGUGGCGAGCGUGUGAAAUGUAAACGAGCGGUGAGUCGUGCAAUGCGGAAAAACAACAGCGCUUGUGAACCGAGAAACACAACAUACAGUAAUUGCAGUUUUUUGGUUUGUUUGUUUUUUGAUAUGUUGUAAAAACGUUUUUUUUUAAACAAAUGGUGGUGAUCACUGUUGUAUAAUUGUGCCCAUGUGUUUACUUGCUAGCCGUUAAAGACUGUAGAGUACCACAAUCAUCAAGUGUACAGUGUUAAAAUGCAAAAAUUGUGUUGCAAUUGGGGAUGGGCAUUUUUACAAGAGGCCUAAUUGAACAUUUUUUAUCAAUUUUUUUUUUAUUGCAUCCGAGAAUCUUUGAAUGUUCUGAACUCCUAUUUCCAUGCCAGUCUCAUUAAGAAGGAAUAAUUGCGUGAAUGUACUAGAGUUCAACUUCCUAAAGGUAACCUAUUCUUCUUCUCGACUGAAUCGACAGCGCCUCUGCGGGUUGCUGCCUGAUUGCCCACCUUGAUUGACAAUCGCCGAUCAAUCAAAUUACAGUCUUAGAUAAUGCCCAUCCCUAGUUCAAAUCCCAAUGCUCGGCUUUUCAGUCCAGCUUGAGGAUCAAAAUUUCAAACGUCAAAAAUGAGCUCGAACACAGCGUGCUGGUCACAACCGUGUGAGUUGCAUUCAUCCUGUGUCUACUUUGACUAGAUUGUAUCUAUGUGAUACCUUGUGACUUGGUGAUAUAGUUCCAACCCAAAGCCUUUAAUGAAUUCAUUACAGUGAGUUGUAUCCAGUGCUACUGUUGCAGCAGAUUGUAGGUUCAUUUUUGUUUUGCUGCAUAAAAGCCACCCAUGCACUGGCCUUUUGUGAAGUAGUCUUAGUGUAAUGGAAAUAUCGUCUGCUGUUCAUUUUAGGUGUACAAAUACGAAAGAGAUUAGGGGAGUGUUCACACUUACAAAAGAAUCUCAGAAAAAGUGAUCACCCCCCUGUCCCCCACAAAUAAACAAUGUCGUGCUUUUUAAUCUAGGAAUUUGACAGCACAAUUGUUCUUAGGUUUUUCUAUUGGUGUGACGCUAUCCAUAACAGCUCUUGUGCCAGUAAAUGCUUCUGCUGCCUCUUGUAUUCUUGAAUAGUAAAAAAAAAAUGUCAACUGUCAAGUGACUUUCUUUACAGAAGUGGGAACAUGAGGAAUCCUCAAAACAAAACAAAAAAAGUCACAAUUGCUCAAGUGUUUUUAAUAUUACUGUUUCAAUAAAGUCGCAGCUGAUUGUCA